Achroia grisella is the source of this 1497-nucleotide messenger RNA. RefSeq lists its product as uncharacterized. Lineage: Eukaryota; Metazoa; Arthropoda; Insecta; Lepidoptera; Pyralidae. The record is from RefSeq and is a predicted model, not a curated record. Bases 1 to 1497 code for a protein of 498 amino acids. The transcript has a single exon.
AUGGAUAGUUUCGUGCGGUCACAGAGCGUUAGCUCAAUUCAAUCGUUAGUUCACAGUGACGUAUGCGAAGAUAUGGCGACUAAUGAGUGUGAACAGGUAGACGAAACCGUGUUAGUACAUAGUGAGAUACAGCGGCAAGUGGAAAAAAGGUUAAGGGAAGACAGCAGCGGCAGCAAAGAUGCUGACGAAGAUGGAUUUAUUACCGUUACUAGAAAACCAAAACGAUUACUGCGUAGUUUGUCAAACAACAAAAAUCAAGAAAAUGUUACCGACAACUUUGAAAUUAUUGUAUCUUCGAAAGAUAUACUGCCCAAACAAAUAGGAAUGGCAAAGUUAUUAAAGUCUGAAAAUAUUACUAAUAUAUUGAGAAUUAAGUAUAAGGGACCUUACCGCUUAAUUAUAUCCUUUAAGGAUAAAGAAGAUGCAGAGAAGUUGUUAAAUUGUCAAAAGUUUAUGGAAUUGAAUUAUAGAUGCCAAUGGUCAAAUCAAGUUUAUUUUACAUAUGGUGUAGUUAAAGACAUCGACCUCGAUAUAGGAGAAGACGAAAUUCUUAAAUUAUUUGAAAGCGAACAAGAAAUUAUAUCUGUAAGAAGGCUCAAACGAUUAACAGACAAGGGUCAAUGGGUUAACAGCGAAGUAAUACGUCUUUGUUUCCGAAGUCCAUCUUUGCCCUCGUAUAUUUAUGGAUACGGCUGCCGGUUCAAGGUGGAAACAUAUACAUUCCCAGUCUCCCAAUGCUCGGGAUGUUGGAAAUUUGGCCACGUAAAACGAGCUUGUCCUACAAAUAAAGUAAAAUGCCCCAAAUGUGGAGGAUCUCAUGAUAACUGUGAGACUACACAAUUUGUAUGUAUAAACUGCAAUGGCUCUCACAUGGCACUUGACAAAGGAUGUCCGCUAUUUAUAAAGGAACAGGAAAUUAGAAAGUUAAUGAGCAAAAAUAACUGUAUCUACAAACAAGCUCUCAAUUUAUAUGCCCAACAAAAACUUAAAACAACAAGGAAACAAAAUCUCACUACUGUUAAUUCGAUACCAGACAAUAUAUCUUCUACUUUAAAUAGAUCAUACCGUGAUGCACUCAUGACGAAGGAAUUUAAUAUUGAUCAAUUUACAGUUAAUGAGGAAACAAAUGACUCGGACAACAAUACAGAUGAAAGAACACCAAAUAUAACAUACAAGACAGGAAAUAAACCUAAAAAGAAGAAAAAUAAAAGAAACCUAAAAUCAAUUAAUAGGGAAGUUGAAUUAGAUGACACAGUCACUGAGACGCGAACGAAUAACAAUGACGAUGAUAAGGAAAGUAAUAGAAAACAUAAAGUUCCAAUGAUUAUCAAGAUAUUGCGUAAAAUGCAACAAAUAAUUUUAUCCGAAAAAGCAUGUGAAGAAAAAAUUAUAAUGUGUACUAAGAGCAUAGUGGAAGAAAUAAUGUGUUAUGUUAUGAGUGUUAUCAGUGAGGGAGAUGUCAUUAAUAAAAUAUACAAAAUGUUUAAUAAUGGCUAG